Messenger RNA from Adineta ricciae, 837 nucleotides. NCBI's taxonomy places the organism in Eukaryota, Metazoa, Rotifera, Eurotatoria, Adinetida, Adinetidae. The record is from the annotation of a GenBank genome assembly.
AUGUUGGAAACAAGCAUUAGUGACCAGACUGCUGCACCAGUUGUUAGUGAAUUAGCGACUGUUGUAGAACGAUGGGAGUGUGACUUUUCACAAACCAAGACGGAUGGAAUUUUAUAUGAUUAUAUUAUUGUUGGAUCAGGCUCAGCAGGUGCUGUCUUAGCCAAUCGAUUGUCCGAGCAAAAAGAUAAACGGAUUCUUCUGAUCGAAGCUGGCGGUGCAGAUACGCACGAAGAAAUACAUAUGCCCGGUGCUAGCAUUAAAUGUCAAGGUGGUGAAAUUGAUUGGCAAUAUAAGACUACGCCUCAACGUCAUUCACACUUUGGUUGUGUCAAUCAACAAAGUAACUGGCCACGUGGCAAAGUUCUCGGUGGUUGUUCUUCAAUAAACUAUAUGCAAUAUGUUCGUGGUGAUGCGCUCGACUAUGAUAAUUGGGAGUUGCCGCAGUGGUCAUUUACAGAAAUGUUGCCAUACUUUAAGAAACUAGAACGUGCUGAUCUGAAUACUAUUCCGAAGAAUGAGAAAUUUCGCAAUCAUGAUCAAGACAGUGGAAUAAUUGAUGUGAUCAUGGUGCAAAAAGACAAUCCUAUCGAUUCAAUGUUUAUUGAAGUAUGUGAAAAGAAUGGAUAUCGUGAGAUGGAAGAUUAUAAUGCAGGAAAAAGUCUAAAUGGAUGUGUAUCAAUGUCACAAAUGUCGAUAAAGAAUGGCAAGCGUUGGUCAACAGCAAGUGGUUAUCUCUUGACGGCGGUUAAACGAGAAAAUCUUGAUAUAUUAAUACAAGCACUCACCUGCCGAGUGGUAUUUGAUGCACACAAACAAGCUACUGGUCAGUAUAAUUAA